UUAUUGUUGAAAGAUAUGAGUAAAUAUCUGGAUUUCUUUAACUUAAUGUCAUAUGAUAUGGCAGGUUCUUGGUCUUCUGUGGCUAGCCAUCAAGCAAAUUUAUAUGGUGACGACCUAUCGGUUGACAAAGCUGUUGCUGGUUAUACAUCACGGGGAGUUCCAGCUCAAAAAAUUGUAAUUGGUAUUCCAAUGUAUGGUCGUUCAUUUGUUAACACAAAAGGUAUCGGCCACCCGUUUGAUGGGACUGGAGAAGGAACAUGGGAAAAGGGUGUUCUUGACUACAAAAAAUUACCACCUCAAAAUGCCCAAGAAUUUUUUGAUGAUAAAAUAGUGGCAAGUUAUAGUUAUGACCCAACUAGAAAAGAAUUGAUAACCUAUGAUACACCUGAUAUUGUUAAGCUCAAAACUAAAUAUGUUAUAGAUAACAAUCUACGUGGAGUCAUGAAUUGGGAAAUUUCUGCAGAUUUUCCCACUUCGCAUUCUC
This is a messenger RNA of Dentiscutata erythropus, 484 nucleotides long. NCBI's taxonomy places the organism in Eukaryota, Fungi, Glomeromycota, Glomeromycetes, Diversisporales, Gigasporaceae. The record is from the annotation of a GenBank genome assembly.